UCAAUCGCCAUAUUGGGUAAAGGCUUGUCUGUUUUUUUCUUCUCUCUUACUACAAGACGAAAUUGACAGGAGUGGCUUUUGCAAGUGCACUUUGUUUUGAUGAUCUGCGAAGAUUAGUUUAGCUCACAUUGGCGUAGUGGUUGUUAACGUUUUACUGUUACAACUGAGUUUUGUGCAUGGCAUGCCUGCGUUUGCGUUGAUCGCAGAAUUUUUUCGCCUGUUUUGGAUUGCGAUAAGUAAGGGGGAGAUACUUGUUUAAAUAGGUUGUUUGGUUCUUCUUUCACACGAGGAAAAUGUCAAAUGUUCGUCUCUCAAAUGGGAGCCCGACUUCGGAAAGGAUGGAUGGCAGGCUGUCGGAUCACCCGAAGUCCUCAGCCCGCAGAUCCCUUUUUGGGUCGGUGGAUCACGAAGAGUUAAAGAAGGAUUUAAAGGGACAAUUAGAAGGGAUGGAAGACGCAUCCUCUGCAAAAUGGAAUUUUGAUUUUGCGAAUAACAAGCCGCUGUCGAAUGGCCGAUUCGAGUGGCAGGUCGUGGAUAGCAAAGAUUUACCAGAGUUUUACAACAGACCACAUCGAGCUCCGAAGAACUUACGCCUUUCUGGAAAUAACAAUGUGGAUCUUAAUGGGAAUCGUAAUUGUCUGAGAGUGACUCCAUGUCAAGAGAGCCCAGGAGAAAGAAAACUGAGAACCGAGCAGAAAACUGAGAAGUCAGAAGAUCCAAUGGAUUACAAAGACCAAUGCAGCGGACAGAGGAAAAGACCAGCCAGUCAUGACUCGUUGGAUGAAGUCACUUGUGGCACCGUUUUGGCUCAUUCUGUAGAAGAUACACCCGUGAAACCCAGUCCCAAGUCACAGACGUAAACGUUAUAAAGAUCUGAAGAUGUAAUUCCCGCUUUUCAUCGAAUACUUCAGUGGUUGAUGAAGUAAAGAGGAACUACAUUUAAAGAAAAUUGAAAAUACAUAUCGUCUCUCCCGAGGACGGGGAUGCUGUACAAGCACUGAAUAUAAACACUAAAGUUGUGGCACUCAAUAAAAGGUAACUGCCUCUAAAGCAGUCAAUGUAGCAGUGUGCAAUUAGGUUUUUUCCUUUUUUGCUCAUUUUUGUACUACCUGUGUACAUAGUUUCUCUUCAUAUGUAGCACAUAAAAAUUAAGAUACAAAUUUCCUUUAUAUAAAACGGUGUGAAUUUGAUUUGACUUGAAGAAUUGCAUAGUUUUCUAAAUGUUUCCAAAAUGCUGUCAUUUUUGAAGGUGGUGUUUUUUUUGUUUGUUUUUUUUGGGCGGGGGGUUGGGGGGGUCUUUUUAUAUGAAAAAAAAAUACUUGGAAAUGUGCUAAUCAGGGUUUGAAAUGUUCCCAAUCAUUAGAUCUUCACUUUUUUUCAUUUUGGCUCUUUACUGCACCUAAGUGAAGUGCUGUACAUUUUUUCAAAAGUAGUUCAUAAGUUAAGGUCAUUGAAAGGUUUGAUUUCUCUUGGGACCUUGGGACCUAAGAUACUAAACAUGCCCCAAGAAAAUGGCUGUUCAGAAUUUGAUCCUGCAGUGAUGAGCAAUGGCAGUGAUUAUGUUUGAUCUCUCACUCUGCCCUUUUGUGUGGGGAGAAAGUUUAUAAUUACUGUAAAAUUAAUUCUGCCAAAGUUUCUGUUCCAAGUUUUGUGUUCACUUGAUUAGAACAGUAGAUGUUACCUUUGGGGGCGGGGGCAGUUUGAAGUAUUCAGGAGUUUAAUAAUUGAAGUUGAAGCAUAAGGUCAAAUUUUACAGCUCAGUAUUACUACAACAGCCACUGACUAAAUGCACCGAAGUGUCUUAUUUGCUUUAUUUAUACUUUUUUUUUGUAAAUUUAUAUAUAUCUUUUUAUUUUAAGUGAUAUGUCCUACUGAUCCAGUAAAUUGUAACAUCAAAAUUGUAUUGUUUAAGGUUAUUGUGUAUUUCCCCACAGUUCAGCUGGUAAAAUAUUUAAUGCAGUGCAAUGUGAUAAAAAUUGGUUGAAGAUAACAUUCUUCUGCCUUUGACCAUAAUUCUGCAUGUUCUUUAAGAAAUGUAUGAAUCCAGCACUGUCAUGCCCAGAAAAGGAGUUCUCCAUAUUUCAAAAAGGAAGUUACACUGCCUGUGUAUUUUGUGUAAAACUCUGAAGUGUACCUAUGUACAUAACUUUGUAAAAACACUGAGAAAUUAUACUAACUUAUUUAUGUCAAGCUUUUUUUAUUUAGAAAAAAUGGGUUUUGUUUAUU
Molecule: messenger RNA, 2226 nt
Organism: Megalops cyprinoides (Indo-Pacific tarpon)
Lineage: Eukaryota; Metazoa; Chordata; Actinopteri; Elopiformes; Megalopidae
Product: cyclin-dependent kinase inhibitor 1B-like
Exons: 3
Coding region: 294-860 (188 amino acids)
Biological process (GO): regulation of cell cycle; negative regulation of cell population proliferation; G1/S transition of mitotic cell cycle
Cellular component (GO): cytoplasm; nucleus
Molecular function (GO): cyclin-dependent protein serine/threonine kinase inhibitor activity; protein-folding chaperone binding
Source: RefSeq, a predicted model, not a curated record